GUAGGGCGGCGUGUCUUCUAAAACUUUACUGGCGGUCAGCCGCCGUCGUUUCAAAUCGUGUCGGCUCGUAUCUCUGACUGUCAAUUUGACAACUGACAACCUUUCUUUUCCCUCUUUUUGUCUCAUACGAGCAAGACGAAAUGGCGGCCCAUAAAACUUUCAGAAUCAAGCAGAAGCUUGCCAAAAAAUUGAAGCAAAAUCGUUCCGUACCCCAAUGGAUCCGUUUGCGUACAGGCAACACCAUUAGAUACAACGCCAAGAGACGUCACUGGAGACGCACCAAGUUGAAGUUGUAAAUUUUAUGCUACGCUGGAUUAGAUUCUCAUCUAAUGGGAAUUCAUUUUUAUGUAGUGUUUACAUCUUCAAUAUUCGUAGUGUUUUCUGCUAUAUGAGUUUAAAUAUGUAUGUUAAUGUACACAGAAUAUCUUGAAAAGAAAUACAUAUAAAAAGUAAUUGCUUUUUAUUUAAGCAAAA
Molecule: messenger RNA, 474 nt
Organism: Lucilia cuprina (Australian sheep blowfly)
Lineage: Eukaryota; Metazoa; Arthropoda; Insecta; Diptera; Calliphoridae
Gene: RpL39
Product: 60S ribosomal protein L39
Exons: 3
Coding region: 141-296 (51 amino acids)
Biological process (GO): translation
Cellular component (GO): ribosome; cytosolic large ribosomal subunit
Molecular function (GO): structural constituent of ribosome
Source: RefSeq, a predicted model, not a curated record